Molecule: messenger RNA, 1275 nt
Organism: Telopea speciosissima
Lineage: Eukaryota; Viridiplantae; Streptophyta; Magnoliopsida; Proteales; Proteaceae
Exons: 7
Coding region: 79-984 (301 amino acids)
Source: RefSeq, a predicted model, not a curated record
CUAGAAUACCACAAGUACCAAGUGUUAACUCAACCUCAUUUGUCAUAUAACUCUUUACCACAACACCAAAGCUCAACAAUGGCAGGGGUUAGUAGAAUGCUUCACCUGUCCUCUAGGCAUCCACACCAGUUCAAUUGUAUGUCCUCUUCUUCUUACCUCAACUCCGGUAGUUCCUCAUCAUCAACAUCGAUGAAAUGCUUAUUAGGCAAAGCAGGGGUGACCGGAGAGAAGGAAAUUUAUGCAAAUAGAGAGAAGAAGUUGUCAGUUGCAGUCAAAGCAUCGACGGCUUCAAAGAGUAUGAUUUCCUUGGAGCCACAAACGAAAAAUGGAAUCAGUCUGCUUUCCCUGCUGGCAAAUGCCACAGAAACAGCUCUCAGGAUCUUGAGGCACUCUAUGAACAGGAGAAGAUCAUGGAAGCUCCAGGCUGAGAUGCUCAUGGAGAAAACAAUCAUUGACUGCAGGUUUUUCACAUUGUUUGCUGUUGCCGGAUCCUUGAUGGGCUCAAUCUUGUGUUUUGUCGAGGGUUGCUUCCUUAUUCUUGAAUCAUAUUUCAAUUAUUUUCAUAUGAUGAUGAAACACUCAGAUCAUGGACAUGUUAUCGACCUACUUAUGGAGGCUAUAGAUAUGUUUCUUGUUGGAACCGCCAUGCUUAUUUUUGGGAUGGGAUUAUAUGUUUUGUUUGUCGGUUCCAAUUAUACAAAGAUGAAGGGUACAGGGCUGAUUCCUCGAUCCAACUUUUUUGGGCUCUUUCAGCUUAAGAUGCUCCCAGCUUGGGUGGAGAUGCAGUCAAUAUCUCAGGCAAAAUCAAAAAUAGGGCAUGCUGUGCUGAUGAUACUCCAGGUGGGUGUGUUGGAGAAGUUCAAGAACAUACCAUUGGUUACUGGGCUGGAUCUUGCCUGUUUUGCAGGGGCCAUAAUAGUUUCUUCAGCUUGCAUUUUUCUUCUCUCAAGACUCUCCAUGGAUGGAACAAAAGAUGGAAGGUAGAAGACCAAAAUGGCUUGCAUGGCUUACGGGGCCAAAAACUAACAGUUCUCUUUCAAUCAUACAGAUUCUUUUUGUUGUAUAAAGUAUAUGUCCAAAUACCUUUCAGAAAGCAAAAGAGUCCUCUAUGUAAUCCAAAGAGUUAGUGGGAAGGGAGAAAAAAUAAGAAAAAUAAAUAAAAGGAUAUUUUUUGUAGUAAAACUGAAUAUGUCUAAAUACCAUUAAGAAAGCAAACGAGUCCUAUGAUGUAAUCCAAAGAGUUUUUAGAAAAGAAGAAAAAUGAAUAAAAAGGAA